AUGCAAGCGACGCUGACAGUGGCUCGGCUGCCCCCUCACGACCCGAGGACACCGACGCUGUCGGUGGUGGACAUGCACACAGGCGGUGAGCCUUUGCGCAUCGUGCACGCCGGGUGCCCGGAGGUGGCAGGACCCACGUUGCUGGCCAAGCGGCGCUACAUGCGUCAUCACCUCGACUACAUAAGGCGGCGGCUCGUAUUCGAGCCCCGCGGCCACCGAGACAUGUACGGGGCUGUCCUGGUGCCCAGCGAGCUGCCCGACGCUCACCUAGGCGUUCUGUUCCUGCACAACGAAGGCUACAGCUCCAUGUGCGGCCACGCAGUGCUGGCGCUGGGCCGAUUCGCGCUCGACUUCGGACUGGUGCCUGCUCCCCCAGAAGGCACCCGAGAGGCCCGGGUCAACAUCCACUGCCCCUGUGGGCUGGUGGCCGCCUUCGUAGCGUGUGAAGGUGGCCGCAGUUGUGGCCCUGUGCGCUUCCACAGCGUCCCGGCGUUCGUCCUGGCCGCAGACCUCACGGUGGAUGUCCCUGGACACGGAAAGGUGGUGGUGGACAUUGCGUACGGCGGAGCAUUUUAUGCAUUUGUUAGUGCAGAAAAAUUGGGAGUUGAUGUGUGUUCUUCGAAGACAAGGGACCUUGUGGAUGUAGCAAGUGCAGUGACGGGAGCAGUGAAAGCCCAGUUUAAAAUCGACCAUCCCGAGAGUGAAGACCUUGGCUUUCUUUAUGGAACUAUCUUAACAGACGGAAAGGAUGCUUAUAGCGAGGAGCCUACCACCAACAUCUGCGUGUUUGCAGAUGAACAGGUCGACAGAAGCCCCACCGGCUCUGGAGUGACAGCCCGGAUUGCUCUGCAGCAUUGUAAGGGUCUGCUGCAGCUGAACCAGACCAGAGCCUUCAAAAGCAGUGUGACCGGCUCCGUGUUCACGGGCAGCGCUGUGAGGGAAGCGAAGUGUGGGGAUUUCAAAGCUGUCAUAGUGGAAGUUGCAGGACAAGCCCAUUACACGGGGACAGCAAGCCUGACGGUGGAAGAUGACGACCCACUGAGGGAUGGCUUUCUUCUCAAGUGACAUUUUCCUUAUGCUCUAAGGGUUUUUCUUUGGAAGUAAUUACCUAUAAAUGAUAUUUUCUCUGUAUUACAUGAAAGCCAAUAUCCAAUUACACAUAAAGGCUAAUUCUUACACUUAUUAAGAAAACAGUA
Acomys russatus (golden spiny mouse) is the source of this 1196-nucleotide messenger RNA. It is a transcript of the gene L3hypdh, whose product is annotated as trans-L-3-hydroxyproline dehydratase. The record is from RefSeq and is a predicted model, not a curated record. The coding region runs from base 1 to 1065 and encodes 354 amino acids. The transcript has 5 exons. Gene Ontology annotation, molecular function: hydro-lyase activity. Lineage: Eukaryota; Metazoa; Chordata; Mammalia; Rodentia; Muridae.